Messenger RNA from Zasmidium cellare ATCC 36951, 2355 nucleotides. RefSeq lists its product as uncharacterized. Gene Ontology annotation, cellular component: cytosol. NCBI's taxonomy places the organism in Eukaryota, Fungi, Ascomycota, Dothideomycetes, Mycosphaerellales, Mycosphaerellaceae. The transcript has a single exon. The record is from RefSeq and is a predicted model, not a curated record. Gene Ontology annotation, molecular function: 6-phosphofructo-2-kinase activity; ATP binding. Gene Ontology annotation, biological process: fructose 2,6-bisphosphate metabolic process; fructose metabolic process. The coding region runs from base 1 to 2355 and encodes 784 amino acids.
AUGACGACCAACUCCAGCCAGUCUGAAUCCCGCCGGUGGAGCAACGAAGUCGCGCCGGACCAUAAGCAAGUGGAUCAACUACGAAAUACUCUCGACCAGACCCUCAGCCCGCCUUCUGCCGCUGCCGUGCGAGAUCCAAAUUCAAAUGUCACGCUGCGCCCACAAUACGAUGGCUCUUCUGCACCCGACCCCAGACACCUACUGCCGCAGACUCGAGGCUCUUUGGCAGCGGCUAUGAACGGCACCCUCCCAGAAGUCCCCAAGACCAUGACCGCCACCAUGGCCAACAACGACACGCCCGCGACCACGGCGCCGAGCAGUCCGCGCCUCAUGGGCAACACCUCAGCGCCGCCCAGCAGUGCAGGCUCAGACACACCCAGCCAGAAACUCCCCAUGCCUAUUCGACAGAACUCGGGAACGAGCACGCCUCGAGUACGGCCGACCACCCUCGACAUCCCUGGCUUGACAAAGAGCAAGGUAUCCCCCGAUGGUCGAAUCGCCUCGAGAGAUGUGGGAUCGAAGCUGGUCAUUGUCAUGGUUGGACUGCCCGCUCGAGGCAAGAGCUACAUCACCAAGAAGCUGGCGCGGUACCUCAACUGGCUGCAGCAUGAUACAAGAAUCUUCAACGUGGGCGAGAGGCGGCGUGUUGUGGCUGGUGGUCCAAAUAGCUUGGAGAAGACGAAGAGCCAACAACAGCGGGAAGAACUUCACACGCACCACAGACCAAGUGUUCUCGACAUUGCGAAGGCCGACCCACUGCACAACCACGACGUCAAGCAGGACAUUACUGAAAGCAAGAGCGCAGCAGAAAGGCAGCAUUCUGUGGCACAGCUGAUGCUGAACGAUGAUACAAAGAUCGACGCGCCAGGAACUCCUCCGCGCAGCGCGACAGAGACACAAGCACCAGAGAUCAAUGGGAAUACGAACCAUGAUAGAGAGACAGACGACAUCCCGCCACUUUCGCAGAGGAAGCAGAGUAUGGCGACAAUCGUUUUGUCAAGGGAUGCACCAGAGGAGCAGGCCAAGGAAGACGACCAAGCAAUGGAACAGAAUGCAUCUUUCUUCGAUCCGCAAAACAAGAGGGCUGCACAGAUUCGAGAGCAGGUGGCUCGGGAGACAUUGGAUGACUUGUUGGAUUAUAUCCUAUACGAGAACGGCAGUGUUGGCAUUCUGGACGCUACCAACAGUACCAUGGAGCGACGGAAGAUGAUCAUGAAUCGGAUUAGAGAGCGAGCUGGACCACAACUGAACGUACUCUUCCUCGAAUCGAGCUGUGUGGACCCCGAUCUCCUGGAAGCCAACAUGCGAUUGAAGCUGAACGGACCUGACUACAAGGAGAUGGAUCCGGUGAUUGCAUUGGAGGACUUCAAGAAGCGAGUGCACGAGUACGAGAAAUCGUACGUACCGCUUGGUGAAUACGAGGAAAAGAACAACAUGCCGUAUAUCCAGAUGAUCGACGUUGGCCGCAAAGUCAUCAGCCACCAGAUCAAGGGGUUCUUGAUGGCGCAAGCCAACUACUACCUUCUCAACUUCAACCUCGCACCACGACAAAUCUGGAUCACCCGACAUGGAUUGAGCAUGGACAACGUCUCGGGCAAGAUUGGCGGCGACAGCGACCUUGCGCCAGAAGGCCACCAAUACGCUCAGUCAUUGGCGAGGUUCAUGGAGCAAAAACGACAAGAAUGGGACAUGAAGCAGAUCGAGAACCUGCGGAAUACUCACUUCCCACCGCAGCCAGGAGAUGUCACCCCUCCAAAUCCCUACUUCCACCCCCAAUCGCCUGGCUCAGAAAACGGAUCAGUCGCCACCGACGCUACAGAUUUGGGCUUUGAGCCGAAAGCGUUCUGUGUCUGGACGUCUAUGCUCAAGCGCAGCAUCCAGACAGCUCAGUACUUCAAUGACGAGGAGUACGACACCAAGCAGAUGCGCAUGCUGGACGAGCUGAACGCAGGUGUGAUGGAAGGAUUGACAUACUCCUGCAUCUCAACGCAAUACCCAGAAGAGUACAAGAGCCGCAAGGCCGACAAGCUCCACUACCGAUACCCAGGACCCGGCGGCGAAGGCUACCUCGAUAUCAUCAACCGUCUGCGUCCAGUCAUCGUCGAGCUGGAGCGUAUGGAAGACCACGUCUUGCUCGUGGGUCACCGCAGCGUGGCCCGUGUUCUGCUCGCCUACUUCCGCGGUCUGAGGAGAGAAGAAGUCGCCGAUCUGGAUGUACCGAUCGGCAUGCUCUACUGCCUCGAGCCGAAGCCUUACGGAGUGGACUUCAAGGCAUACCAAUGGGACAAGGCGACAGAGUGGUUCUACGAGGUACCUGACUUCAAGCUGAGACGAGCGGAGGACGACAUGCUCUGA